AUGUUUAAUGUUUAUUCCAUCAUUAUAACAUUUUUAAUAUAUAUUAGGCUUGUUAAAGCUUAUUCUCCCGGAGCACGUUCCUUUCACGCUUCAAUUCGUAAUGACACAAAGCUUUAUUUUUUUGGUGGUUAUAUUGAUGAUUAUUCAGUAGGAGGUGAUGCCUUUUAUUUGGAUCUAGAAGAGUCAUUUAGCAGGACGCUUCCUAAAUGGAUAGAAAAGUCGAAAGCAAAUAUCGAAAUAAUGCAUAGCUCUGUGUGUAAAACAGCCAGAGACUCAUUCAUAUUUAUUGGAGGAACUUAUCGUAAAAGUGACCAUAUGCCAGAUAAAGAAACACCAUUCAUUGAAUAUAAUCAUAAAUAUGAUAUAUGGUCUUUACCUUAUAACGCAGAACCUUUUGAUUGGCGAAUAAACGUUCAAUGUGUUUCAGAUAAUGAAGGAUCUAUAAAUGUUUACGACACAAAAAUUAAUAAAUGGUCUCUGAUUAGUGCUAGAGGCCAAGAUAUUGGUUCUCGUGAAUACCACUCUGCAGUUUUGGGUCCAGAUGAUUCUAUAAUUGUAUUUGGUGGUCAUGAUUAUCAUGAAAAGCAAUAUCCAUACCCUCAUUUGGCAAUAUUAAAUAUUACACGUAUCUCUUGUGAAUGGUCGAUACCAAAAGUUUCAAAUAAUGCCGACACACCCCCAUUGCUUUAUGCACAUAGUUACGAAAGUUCUAUAUCAGGACAUGAAAAAUAUAGCGAAGAAUUAUAUAUUUUUGACAUGGAAUCUCAUAGCUGGGUUAAUAAAUUUGCUUAUUUAUCACAAAUCUUGGAUAAUAGGUGGGAUCAUGAGCACCUUUUAAAUUUUUGUGAAAAUGAAUUGCGUCAUCUUCAUAAAGAUAAAUGGGAGAUGGGCCAACAAAGAAUGAGUAUGAGCACCUGA
This is a messenger RNA of Entrophospora sp. SA101, 918 nucleotides long. NCBI's taxonomy places the organism in Eukaryota, Fungi, Glomeromycota, Glomeromycetes, Entrophosporales, Entrophosporaceae. The record is from the annotation of a GenBank genome assembly.